Oxyura jamaicensis (ruddy duck) is the source of this 1493-nucleotide messenger RNA. RefSeq names its product TARBP2 subunit of RISC loading complex (gene TARBP2). Lineage: Eukaryota; Metazoa; Chordata; Aves; Anseriformes; Anatidae. The transcript is spliced from 9 exons. The coding region runs from base 21 to 1484 and encodes 487 amino acids. Gene Ontology annotation, cellular component: cytoplasm; nucleus. The record is from RefSeq and is a predicted model, not a curated record.
CGGGCCGCGCAUGCGCAGUGAUGCGCCGCGCCGCGCGGGCCCUUCCCAUCAUGGCCGCCGCCGGUACCGGGAGCGGGGCCGGGCCCAAACGGCCUCGUCCCGGCCCCGCGCCGCGCAUCGGCACCCACGACGGCACCUUCCACUGCGACGAGGUGCUGGCGUGCUGCCUGCUGCGCCUGCUGCCCCGAUACCGGGACGCCGAGGUGAUUCGCACCCGGGACCCCGAGCGCCUGGCCGAGUGCGACGUGGUGGUGGACGUGGGGGGCGAGUACGACCCCGAGAGGCACCGCUACGACCAUCACCAGAGGUCCUUCGCCCAGUCCAUGCACAGCCUCCAGCCCGGCAAGCCCUGGACCACGAAGCUGAGCAGCGCCGGCUUGGUUUACUGCCACUUCGGCACCCAAAUCCUCGCCAACCUCCUGGGGCAGCCGGAGGACGGCCCCGUGGUGACGGCGCUCUACGAUAAGCUCUACGAGAACUUCGUGGAGGAGAUCGACGCCGUCGACAACGGCGUGGCGCAGACGGACGGGGAGCCCCGCUACGCCCUCACCACCCACCUCAGCGCCCGCGUGGGCCGCCUGAACCCCCGCUGGAACGACCCCGACCAGGACACCGAGGAGGGCUUCAAGCGGGCGCUGGAGCUGGUCGGGGGCGAGUUCCUGGACAGGGUGGACUACUACCACCGCGCCUGGCUGCCUGCGCGGACGCUGCUGGAGGAGGCCAUCGGGCGCCGCUUCGAGGUGCUCCCGGGGCUGGUUUGGGGGGCGGGAAGGGGGGGGCAGAAAGACGGCAGCCCCCUUUUUUUGGGGCCGUUUCUCCCCGUUUUGGGGGGCGGCCGUGCCCGUGCCCCUCCCCAACCCCUUCCCCGUGUCCCCCCCCGACCCCCCCAGGAGCUGGUGGUGCAGAAGGGCUGGCGCCUGCCCGAGUACACGGUGACGCAGGAGUCGGGGCCGGCGCACCGCAAGGAGUUCACCAUGACCUGCCGCGUCGAGCGCUUCGUGGAGAUCGGCAGCGGCACCUCCAAGAAGCUGGCGAAGCGCAACGCGGCCGCCAAGAUGCUGGUGCGGAUCCACAACGUCCCCAUGGAGCCGCGGGAGGGCAGCGAGGCCGAGGUGGAGGAGGAUCAGUUCUGCAUGGCGGGCCCCCGGCUGGAGGGGCUGCGGGGCCGCGCGCCCGGCUGCACCUGGGACUCGCUGCGGAACUCGGCGGGCGAGAAGAUCGUGCAGCUGCGGAGCCACCCCCUGGCACCCAUGGGUGCGGGCGCCUGCGCCCUCCUCCAGGAGCUCUCCGAGGAGCAGAGCUUCGCCAUCAGCUACCUCGACAUCGACGCGUUGAGCCUCAGCGGGCUGCACCAGUGCCUGGUGGAGCUGUCGACGCAGCCGGCCACCGUGUGCCACGGCGCUGCCCCGUCCCGCGACGGCGCCCGCUCGCAGGCCGCCCGCAACGCCCUGCAGUACCUCCGCAUCAUGGCGGGGGGCAAGUGAGACCCCCCC